Procambarus clarkii (red swamp crayfish) is the source of this 1267-nucleotide messenger RNA. The record is from RefSeq and is a predicted model, not a curated record. Lineage: Eukaryota; Metazoa; Arthropoda; Malacostraca; Decapoda; Cambaridae.
GUGUGGUGGUGAGAGUCAUGUCUGUCUGUCUGCUGCCUCUCCUCUGUGUCGUGGUGGGCUGGUCGACCGCCCUCCCGGAGGCCAUCAUGGGCCACACGGAGGAGUUCGACUUGACCCCUCACGUCAUAUUUAACCAGAUAGCUCUACAACAGCUGCAGGAGGAGCAGCGAGGCGUCGAGGAAGGUGUGAAAAGUAUACUGAUGGUGAUGGCCAACCUCACUGAAAUGGUCUCCACUCACCUGACUUUUGAUGACAAGUAUACGCAAGGUGUGAAGGAGAGGGAGAACGCCACCCGCCGCCUCCUGGACACUCUGGACCAGCUGGAGUGCCUCAACAAGGCUCACCAAGCUGACAACCUCAAGCUGAAGGAAGAAAAUACUCGCCUAUAUACAGCGAAUCAAUUGCUCGAGGAGGACAACAGGAAGACUAAGAACGAAGUGCACAUUGCUCAGGAGGAGAUUGUGCUAUUAAAGUCCCAGAUCCGUCUAGUGGAGGAGGACUCGAGGCUGGUCAAGGAGGAGAUCCGUCAAGUGGAGGAGGACUCGAGGCUGGUCAAGGAGGAUAACAUGAAGACUAAGAACGAAGUGCGCCUUGUUCAGGAGGAAAAUAUUCAAUUAAAGUCCCUGAUCCGUCAAGUAGAGGAGGACUCGAGGCUGGUCAAGGAAGAGAUCCGUCAAGCGGAGGAGGAUUCGAGGCUGGUCAAGGAAGAAAACAGGAAGACUAAGAACGAUGUUCGCAUAGCAGAGGAGGCAAAUCGUCGACUAAUGGCUGACAUUCGUCAAGUGGAGGAGGACUCAAGGCUGGUCAAGACGAAGAACCUACAGCUGGAGCUUGCGGAGACCCGAGCCCAGGAGAGGGUCAAGACGGCGUUGACGAGGGUCAGUGAGCUAGAGCGAGAGACACAACAGCUGCAAGAGUUAAAUAAUAACACAGUAGGAGAGAAAAGACUUGUUAAAGAGCAACUCUCACUCCUGGAGGAACAGGUCAGGGUCCUUCAAACAGCAAACGUUGUUCUGAAGGAAGAAAAAGAAGAAACAAUCAGAAAGACUGAAGUGGAGAAAAGACUUAUUGAAGAGCAACUCUCCGUCAUUGAAGAAGAGGCCAGUAAGUUACGGGUUGGAAACACGGCUCUACAGAGUGAAAAAGACAGACAGGCACAGCAGCUCAGAAGUACUCAAGAGGAGAAGAACAAAAUGGCUGAAAAGAGUAGCUUGAUGGAAGAGGAACACGAGAAGUGCAAGAGGAAUGUCAGUGAGCUGUCCACAAG